Messenger RNA from Hydra vulgaris (swiftwater hydra), 350 nucleotides. The record is from RefSeq and is a predicted model, not a curated record. Lineage: Eukaryota; Metazoa; Cnidaria; Hydrozoa; Anthoathecata; Hydridae.
GAAUUGAAAGUUGUGAUGUUUUGUCGACAACUUUUCCGAUUCUCACCUUGGUUAUCGUAUUUUUAAUUACAGCCGUUAUAAUUGCAUUAUCUGCAUGUAUUCUUGGAUGUGCUGUUGUUUGCUGUAGUAGUGUAAAACCUCCAACUGACAAUGGUUCAACGGCAAUGGUACCCACCUACUUACAAUUUGUAACAGCCAAUACCUUACCAGAAAAUGUCAUCUAACAGUCAUUCAUGAAAAAGUAAUCAAAGAAAGCAGAUUUUUGCUUUAAUCACACGUGUGUUUCUACUUUAUAUAAUUAAUUUUGUGAAAAAAUUUUAUUGUAAAAUAAAAAAAAAACUAUAAUUUAA